GCUCAUCCCCGGACCGCGAGCAGCGCGGGCUGUGCAGCACGAGGACCGCCAGCCUGUGUAGUGAUGUGCCGUUCAUGCCGCCGAUGAUGUGUGGGCGGCGAGUGAGUGAAGUGAGAGUAUGCGCGCGAGGUGACGCCAGGCGCCGGCCGUCGCGCCCGUAGCCCGACAUGUGGACACUGCUGCCGCCGCUGCUGGCGGUGGUCGCGCUCGCCGGGGGCGCCGCCUUCACGCCCGACAGGGACCUGCUAGAGUGUGCGAGCCAGAUCCUGUACAUGGACCAGCAUGUAUACGAUAUUCCAAAAAGCUACAACAGAAACAUUCCACCCGACAAAAACACGACGGUUUACGUGGGGGUGAAUGUCAACCGGGUGUCUGGAGUUGAUGAAAAUAAAGAGUCCGCAUGGUCUCCGCAGGAGAUAACGCUGGACGUGUUCCUGCAAGUGUCGUGGGCAGACAGCCGGCUGCACGUGCCGCCCAACAUGCCCUUCAUCGACCUGCCGUGGGAGUUCCGCGCGCUCAUCUGGACGCCAGACCUGUACAUCUGGCAGCUCCAGACUAUGAGGAUCCUCUCCGUCCUCCAGGAGAUGGCGUCGCUGCGCCUCUACUCCAACCGCACCGUCUCAGUCAGUAUUGGCGCCACAAUAACAAUCAAGUGCGAGAUGGACUUCGUUCUGUAUCCUUUGGACGUGCAGAACUGCGCCAUCGACUUCAGUAGUUAUAAAUACACAACGCAGGAUGUGCGUUUCGAGUGGCGGGAGGUGGCGCCGUGGCUGGGCAUCGGCCCGGUGGGCAGCGAGCAGCGCAGCGAGUUCCGACUGCCCAAAUAUGUGGUCACCUUCGUCACGGACAAAAGUAAUCAUAUUCGCAAUUUUGGUGAAGGGGAGCAUUCUGCAGCGCGGCUGCAGAUCAAGCUAUCCCGGGAGUUGCGGAGCUACUUGCUGGAGAGCUACCUGCCGUCGUCACUGUUCGUCAUCAUCUCGUGGGGCAGCUUCUGUGUAAUCCCCGAGAUCGUACCCGGCAGGAUGGUGUUACUUGUCACCACACUGCUCUCUCUCGUCACCAUGUUCGACACUGUCAGCACAAACUCGCCAGACGCGCUUGAGCUGAAGUGCAUCGAAGUAUGGUUGAUCUCAUGCACGAUAUUCGUGUUCCUGGCGCUCAUGGAGUACUUCGUGGUGCUGUUCGGCAUCCGCUACGACAAGAGCUGGAGCCGGCGGCGCGCGGACCUGCGCCGAGCCGCCUCCGCCGCGCAACUCGCGCCACCGCCGCUACAUAUCAAUCACUCACAGAGGCUGAGCACGCCGGUGACGGGCACGCCUCAGGGCGGGAUGUUCUCGCCCACCUUGAGUGUCGAGGAUGACGGCUUCAAGCAACAGAUGGAACACCAAACCAUCCAGAGGGACUCUCCGAUACUGGAGUCGAUGCCGUCGGGGAGCGGGCCGAGCGGGUUCCUGGCGCGGCUGGGGCAGGCGGCGGACCGCGGCGUGAUGUUCUGCGGCGCGCAACACGGCGCGCUCGACAAGUUCGCGCUCAUGGUGUUCCCCAUGUGCUUCUGUCUGUUCACCGUCAUCUACUGGAGCACGUACCUCAGCGAGGCGCACCGGGCCUCGCGCCUCAAGUGAACCGAACCCACUUUGUGAUCAUAGUGCCUAUGCAGACCGACUGUUGUGUAUAUAUUAGAUGAAUUACUAGUCGAAUUAUCAAUUUUAACGUGUGACCCUAUAAUGUUAAGUUUAAUUCAAUCUAAUUAACGAACAAUGUUGAAUAGUUUUAACGCGGCGUUAUGGUGUUUCUAAGGAUUGUCUUCGUACAUACCUACAUACGUUAUUGUUUAAGUUUGUUAUGAAUUUUUAUUUCAAAUACCUAUUACAUAUUUAUUGAUCUUAUAGAACCUAAAGAUAGAGCUGUAAAUGUGCCUUUGAAAAUGCGGUUUCAAUUAAAUAAGAUUGAGGACUGUUAAGAUAGUAGGUAAAUUCUAAAAUUAAACCUUACUAUAGGAAUGCUCAGAAAUAAGAAAUAAUUUCGAGAUUUAAAAAAGAAAGCGUAAUAUUAUGAAAACAAUAAUAUCGUUAAGUACGUAAGCGGGCAGCAUGGGGACCACAGUUGAGCUCAAUAGUACAAAAACUAUGCUAAGGAAAAUGCCUUUCUGACUCGGGUGCCUUUUGCCGUGUUAGUUUAACGAAUUUUAUCGAAAAUGAUUUUCUCUAUCUACUUAAAGUCGAGGUUAAUAGCCUUGCGGGUCUAAGUACAGCUUACAUGUACAAAAUAUUUGUAAUGGAGUGUUUCUACAUUGCUUUUCUAUCACAUCUCCUUAAUAGGUAAUGGCCUGUUUCUAUAAAACUGUUUUUGUUUUAAACCAUAGCCCUAACUUUGUGAUCCAUGAUAUUUGUUUUAUUUUUCUGGAAGCCAUUUUCUGAAUAAUAUAAGAUCAUGUUCCCGAUCCCAAACUCAUUAAUGGCAUUUAGACAAAUGCCUAAAAGUAGGUACUUAAGCCUACAUUGUAAUAUAAAGUUAUCUAUGUAAGUUUAGCAAGUAAAUAUGUAUUAACUAAGGCCUGAGAUAAUACCGAUAUCAUAGAGAUUGUAGUGCUCAUUUAGAUUUAUUAACUUAUUAUAAAUAUUAGCUUGUAGGUUCAUCCUAAGAUAAUUUUAUACCUUAACAUUAUGGAGAAUGUUAAUUUUAUGCAACGUCCGACAUUUGUAAAAUUAUGCAAUACCGAAAUUGUACGAAUUUAUAACGAAUUAAUUGCUUUAAAUUGAAGUUCAGAUGUCAUGAUCAGUUCUUUUUAGAAAACCGGAGAAACAACACAUUUGAUUGAUGCUAAUCACACUUAGGUAAUUUCCUAAGUAUGACAAAAAUUACUACAAAAUCAUGUUGGUUGCACUGUGCAUCCAUGAUUAAAAAAUUAUGGAAUAAAACAGAUAUUUGAGUGACCUUAAGAUUUUUGGAAUUUAAGAUCAACUAAAGACGACAAUAAUAUCUACUUAUUUACAGAAAAAAAAUUGAAUUAAAAGAACUUUCAGAGUUAAACUAAGGUUAAAGGUAUCAUGAGCUCUGGCUAAUUUCUCCCUGAUUCGAUGAUAAAAUAACCAAAAAACUCGAACGUAAUAGUUAUUUAUUUUUAGAUGCAAAGUGUAACCAACAUUUAAUGAUCCAUUUUUAUGUUUGCUUAUUUAUUAGUUAUAAAAUAUUUUAAUUAAUAACCCGUCUAGUCAUCUGCGGUUAAGAUUUACGAUAAUAGUUUAAUUGGCUACGGCAUUAACUCAUUAUUGAUUUACAUUUGGUCAUUAACAUCAUUAUAAAGUAGCACAAAUCAGUUUUAUGCACAAAAUGCUUGAUGAAAUCAUUUUGGAUGCGAUCCCGUCAUAAGUCAUAGUUUAAGAAUUAAGCAUUGUGUGAUAAAUCAAUAAGGUGUAAGCAUUAUAUAGGUAAUAUGUUCGUCUUUUAUCCACCAGAGAGAUCACACGACAGAAGUUCAUGCCAUCAGCAGAUUAGUCUAGAAAUUGUCCAAAGUCCACCUCCCGCGCCAGGUCUGCUGGUCUUACCAGCAUCAAACAGUAAGAGCAGAUAACAGAAUUAGCUAAGAACUCUGUAGUAAACCAUAAUGAGAAGGUUGUGUUGAUCGUCGCCUGAUGGAUAAAGGGUGAAAAUAGACAUACAACCAAUUUCAUAGUAUACAUUAAGUUCUAUCAUCUACUGAAUAAAAUUUGUGCCUUUUCAUCAUUUCUUGCCUAAUUAAGACAUAGUGUUACGCUUGUGAUCAUAUCAUUCUGUUACCUAAACGAAACUGUGGAAAGGCAGUAUUAUAAACCUUGCAAAAUUUUAGGCAAUACAUAAUAAUUAAGUGAAUAAAGAAAAUAAUGAAAUAAAAGACAUUAUUUUAAAUCA
Molecule: messenger RNA, 3888 nt
Organism: Helicoverpa zea (corn earworm)
Lineage: Eukaryota; Metazoa; Arthropoda; Insecta; Lepidoptera; Noctuidae
Product: gamma-aminobutyric acid receptor subunit delta-like
Exons: 10
Coding region: 168-1622 (484 amino acids)
Biological process (GO): nervous system process; signal transduction; regulation of membrane potential
Cellular component (GO): membrane; neuron projection; synapse
Molecular function (GO): neurotransmitter receptor activity; chloride channel activity; transmembrane signaling receptor activity
Source: RefSeq, a predicted model, not a curated record